Messenger RNA from Esox lucius (northern pike), 673 nucleotides. Its product is annotated as cytochrome c oxidase subunit 7A2, mitochondrial. Lineage: Eukaryota; Metazoa; Chordata; Actinopteri; Esociformes; Esocidae. The transcript is spliced from 4 exons. The coding region runs from base 262 to 513 and encodes 83 amino acids. Gene Ontology annotation, biological process: mitochondrial electron transport, cytochrome c to oxygen; regulation of oxidative phosphorylation; mitochondrial respirasome assembly. The record is from RefSeq and is a predicted model, not a curated record.
CGCCUCUAUUUUGUUUGUCCAGGCGGGGCCCCUCCUUUUUGAUUUAAUACCACCCAAUGAUACCAACGACAGAAGGGUUGCCUCAAACAGAGAAAUCUCACUGGUUGAUUUUUCUGCUAGACGAGAAAAAAAUUACCCGUGUGACGUAUCGCUUUGGGGCAACACCACUGUUGGGCGGAAUUAAAGCAGACGGGAUUAACAUUUCCGUGUCUUCAGAAACAACAUCUGUUACGGUGCAUUGAAGAAGACUAACGUGUGGAGAUGUACCGGCACAUUCAAGCGCUCCAGCAGGUGUCGCGGCGGAUGCUGAGUAGCAGCGCUCGCCGGCAGGUGGAGAACAAGGUCCCAGAGAAGCAGAAGUUUUUCCAGGAGGACAAUGGAAUUCCCGUUCAUUUGAAAGGGGGUGUGAGCGAUGCUAUCCUGUACAGAGCAACAAUGACCCUCACUAUCGUCGGAGCUGCAUAUGUCGUGUAUGAACUUGCUUGUGCCGCUUUCCCCAAGAAGAAGGCGUAACCACAUCUCGCCCGUUUUACACGUCGCCAUGUCAGUUGUAAGAAGCUGUUUCCAUGUAAUCAUGCAGUAAAUGUUUCCUGUCAUAAUGGCUUUUGUUUCAGGUUGACGGGAUCGAUAUUAAUUCAUUUUAACUGAGGAUAAUUAAACAUGCCUCUCAUUA